AUGCUGGCUGGCAAGAUGUUCUCCCUUCGUACCGCAGUGCGGAGAGCUUCCACCAGCAAGCCCCUCCGAGCGCUCUCCGCACCGCACGCCGUUUCUCCUGCGAGACUCGCCUCUGCUCGUCAGUCCCUGAAGGCCUCUGCCGUGCCGUUGUUGCAGGGUCGCCACUAUUCCCGUGCGGCGGAUCCCCAACUCUCGUCGACCCGGUCCACCGUUGUCCAGUUGCUGAGUAACAUCGGUUCCAAGCGCGAGGUUCAGCAAUACCUCUCGCACUUUACCUCCGUUUCCUCCCAACAGUUCGCCGUCAUCAAGGUUGGCGGUGCCAUCAUCACUGAACACCUUCACACUCUUUCGUCCGCCCUCGCGUUCCUCAACCAUGUCGGACUCUACCCCAUCGUCGUUCACGGUGCCGGGCCCCAGCUGAAUCGCAUGCUGGAGGAGGCCGGCGUGGAGCCACAAUUCGAGGAUGGUAUCCGGGUUACCGACGGCAAGACCCUGGCUCUUGCCCGCAAGCUGUUCUUGGAAGAGAACCUGAAGCUGAUCGAGGAAUUGGAGCGCAUGGGUGUGCGCGCCCGCCCGAUCACCGCUGGUGUUUUCUCGGCCGACUAUCUUGACAAGGAACGGUACAACCUUGUCGGUAAGAUUAACGGAGUGAACAAGACUCCAAUUGAGUCCGCAAUUGAGGCUGGCUGUCUCCCCAUUCUGACUUCCAUGGCCGAAACCCCCGAUGGCCAGAUUCUCAACGUCAACGCGGAUGUAGCGGCAGGUGAGCUGGCCCGUUCCCUCCAGCCCCUCAAGAUUGUCUACCUUGCCGAGAAGGGUGGACUUUUCAACGGUGACACCGGCGAGAAGAUCUCCGCGAUCAACUUGGACGAGGAGUAUGAGCACCUGAUGAGCCAGUGGUGGGUGCGCCAUGGCACCCGCUUGAAGAUCAAGGAGAUGAAGGAUCUACUCAGCGAUCUCCCUCGUACCUCCAGCGUUGCGAUCAUCCAUCCCGCCGAUUUGCAGAAGGAGCUCUUCACUGAUUCCGGCGCCGGUACCCUGAUCCGCCGUGGUAACAAGGUGCACAUCAAGACUUCUCUCUCCGAGUUCGAGGAUCUGGACAAGCUGAAGGAUGUCUUGGUCCGUGACCGGGAGGGUCUGGAUGCCCGGGCUACCGUCGACCGCUACGUUGAGGGUCUCAAGGAGCGCGACUUCAAGGUCUACUACGACGAGCCCAUGGAGGCUUUGGCCGUGGUCCUGCCUCCCCAGAAGGAUGCCGUUACCUCUCUGGCCCACCUGGCCACCUUUACCAUCACCAAGUCGGGAUGGUUGACCAACGUGGCUGACAACGUCUUUGCGUCCAUCAAGAAGGACUUCCCCAAGCUGGUGUGGACCGUUAAGGAGGACGAUGAGAACCUGACCUGGUUCUUUGACAAGGCCGACGGUAGCCUCAGUCGUGAGGGCGAGGUUCUUUUCUGGUACGGCAUCGAGAGCGGUGACGAAGUCAAGCAGCUGGUCCAGGAAUUCAACCAGAAUGGCCGUCAGAUGUUCGGUGACAUCAACCUCGAAUCGCGACUGCACCGGGCCGCCCAGGCUGCCACCAAUAUUGGCAAGGGAUUCGGCGCUAGCGGUGCUUCAACUGAACAGCGCCGUGCCUUCUCGACCGGUAACGCCCUGCGUGCUGCUCGCUCUGCCCGCCCUUCCGUGCUCGUGACUGCCGUUCGUACUUAUGCGACGACGAACCCCAACCCUCCUCUGGGCGAGAAGAACAUGUCCAACAGCCAGCCCUCUAAGGUUGCUCUCAUUGGAGCUCGUGGAUACACCGGCCAGAAUCUCAUCAAACUUAUCAACGCCCACCCUCACCUGGAUCUGCGCCACGUUUCGUCUCGCGAGCUGGCCGGCAAGAAGCUGCAAGAUUAUGACAAGCGCGAGAUCAUCUACGAAAACUUGAGCCCCGAAGACGUCAAGCGCAUGUCGGCGAAUGGCGACGUUGACUGCUGGGUGAUGGCCCUGCCCAACGGCAUCUGCGCGCCCUUCGUUGAUGCUGUCAACCAAGGCUCUGAGAAGGGCAACGUCAUUGUUGACCUGAGUGCCGACUACCGAUUCGACCCCAAUUGGACCUACGGACUUCCCGAGCUGGUCAGCCGCUCCACCAUUGCGCAGGCCACUCGCAUCGCCAACCCCGGCUGCUACGCCACUGCGGCUCAGAUUGGAAUUGCCCCUCUUGUUCCUUUCCUCGGUGGCCAGCCCACUACUUUCGGCGUCUCUGGAUACUCGGGAGCUGGUACCAAGCCAAGCCCCAAGAACGAUGUCGAGUUCCUUACCAACAACAUCGUCCCCUACAGCUUGGUUGGCCACAUCCACGAAAAAGAGAUCAGCGCUCAACUCGGAACCAGCGUUGCCUUUAUCCCCCACGUCGCGGUCUGGUUCCAGGGCAUCUCCCACACCAUCAGCAUCCCCCUGAAGCAGGAAAUGUCUUCUCGUGAUAUCCGCAACAUUUACCAAGAACGCUACGCCGGCGAGAAGCUGGUCAAGAUUUCGGGCGAGCCCCCUCUUGUUAAGGACAUUGCCGGUCGUCACGGCAUCGAAGUUGGCGGCUUCGCUGUUACAAAAGACUACAAGCGGGUUGUUGUUUGUGCCACUAUUGAUAACUUGCUGAAGGGGGCAGCCACCCAGUGUCUGCAAAACAUGAACCUGGCCCUCGGAUACAACGAGUAUGAGGGCAUCCCCCUGGAUUAA
This is a messenger RNA of Aspergillus melleus, 2718 nucleotides long. RefSeq names its product bifunctional acetylglutamate kinase/N-acetyl-gamma-glutamyl-phosphate reductase (gene argEF). Gene Ontology annotation, molecular function: acetylglutamate kinase activity; L-glutamate N-acetyltransferase activity, acting on acetyl-CoA as donor; NAD binding. Gene Ontology annotation, biological process: L-arginine biosynthetic process. Bases 1 to 2718 code for a protein of 905 amino acids. The record is from RefSeq and is a predicted model, not a curated record. The transcript has 3 exons. Gene Ontology annotation, cellular component: cytoplasm; mitochondrion; mitochondrial matrix. Lineage: Eukaryota; Fungi; Ascomycota; Eurotiomycetes; Eurotiales; Aspergillaceae.